CACCACAAGCUAGGUACUUGAGUAGAACAAAACCGCCGCCAUUUCGACUUUGUAAUUAGUUGUAUGAUUCUUCCUUCGACAACUAAAAGUUCGAAGUUGUAGCUUUCUAAUCCUUCACCAAUUCUCAUAGAAGGAUCAAUAAGCUGCACAUCUAGUGGCUCGGCCUUUCCUUAAGCUCUGCGCGUCAUGAUGGGGGAUGGUAAUAGUAGGAAGUAUGGUCUCUUACAGGAUCUUUUAUUGAUCGUUGUGUCUGUGAGUAUGCCAGAAAGCUCUUCACCUCGUAGUUUAUAGCAACAACUAAUGUAUUUGGUACUUGAAGACAGCAUCUUUUUACUAUGUCGCGAAGAGUUUAAUACCAGCUUUACCCUUUCAGAACGAUGCGGAGAAAGAGCAGCAUGAAGAAGCAAGAUUAAAAGCCGCGGCAAAUCUUCGAAGAUUAAAUAGGAGGGGUAGUGAUGAUGAAUCGGACUCAGAAGAAACAGUUUCGGGGAAGAAAAACUCGCGCCGUCCUCGCAAAGAGGAUUUAAUCCUCGAUCAAUAUGAAAAUCAAAUUGCAAUGGAAGUUGUAGCCCCGGAAGAUAUACCCGUUGGCUUCGACGGUUAGCACCCUCUUUCAAACAGUAAUAUGGCGAUGCUAAUGUUAUGUAGAUAUUGGUGGCUUGGACGACAUAAUCGAAGAAUUAAAGGAAUCCGUCAUUUAUCCUCUCACUAUGCCUCAUUUAUAUUCGCAUUCGUCCCCUCUUUUAUCUGCACCUUCCGGUGUAUUACUAUAUGGUCCUCCAGGAUGCGGCAAAACUAUGCUGGCAAAGGCUUUGGCGCAUGAAAGUGGAGCUUGCUUCAUCAAUCUGCAUAUUUCGACGUUGACAGAGAAGUGGUAUGGUGAUUCAAAUAAACUUGUUCGCGCAGUGUUUUCUUUAGCCCGGAAAUUGCAACCUAGUAUUGUGUUUAUCGAUGAGAUUGAUGCAGUUUUGGGACAAAGACGGAGUGGUGAACAUGAAGCCAGUGGUAUGGUGAAAGCAGAGUAAGUAACACUGCUUCAAUUUUUCGCAACUCCAGCUCACAAAUUUAGGUUUAUGACACUUUGGGACGGACUUACUUCAUCGAAUAAGAGUGGAUUGCCAGAUCGGAUUAUGAUCCUGGGUGCUACAAAUCGAAUGCAAGAUAUCGACGAGGCGAUUCUGCGAAGAAUGCCUAAGAAAUUCCCAGUUUCAUUACCAUCGAAUUCGCAAAGAAGGCGGAUUUUGGAUUUAAUAUUAAAAAACACCAAGACUGAUCCAAACGACUUCGACAUCGACUAUCUUACAAGAGUUAUGGCUGGUAUGUCAGGAAGUGAUAUCAAGGAGGCGUGCAGAGAUGCCGCUAUGGUUCCAGUUCGAGAAUUUAUCAGAGAGCAAAGGGAAAGUGGUGUGUCUAUGACUAGUGUUGAUUCAUCGCACGUUCGAGGAGUUAAGACAGAGGAUUUCUUCGGUAGAAAAGGAGGGGGACAAAUCAUUAAGGAUAAUCAUGCACGACACAUAGCAGCAGCAAGUACUUCUACGAAAAGAGGUACAAAUUCUAGUGAUGGAUACGAAGAUGUUGAAGAGAGCAUUACUGAAUCAAUGGAUUAACGACUUCAUCAGGUACAUUUGGGCACAUAAGUACAAUUGCAUUGUAACAUAGUAACAUACUUUUGCGGGGCGUUAGAGGGGAUGGAUUUGUAUUGAUGUAGAAACAAAGAAAGGAUAACUUUCUCUUUCUCUUCCUGAAUGAAAUUAUUAUUCAUGAUCACGGUUAU
Sclerotinia trifoliorum is the source of this 1774-nucleotide messenger RNA. Lineage: Eukaryota; Fungi; Ascomycota; Leotiomycetes; Helotiales; Sclerotiniaceae. The record is from the annotation of a GenBank genome assembly.